AUGGUAACAACAGUGCGCCGGGGAAACCGGUUGGCCCAGCAACUACUAACACCAGCACCACCAGCAGCAGCUGCAGCCUGCUGUUGCAGUCAUCGUCGUCGGGUUAGACUCAGGAGAGCUCAACAUUUCAGACCUACCCGGUCCGUCGGGUUGUCGUUGCGCAAUCGCCGUAGCAGCACGCAGACCAUCGGACGGCGAGAGCGGCCCGCGGCCAAACUGGUUGCGUUUUGCGAACCCAUGGAAACAAAAUAG
Messenger RNA from Macrosiphum euphorbiae (potato aphid), 252 nucleotides. NCBI's taxonomy places the organism in Eukaryota, Metazoa, Arthropoda, Insecta, Hemiptera, Aphididae. The record is from the annotation of a GenBank genome assembly.